This is a messenger RNA of Gasterosteus aculeatus aculeatus (three-spined stickleback), 3185 nucleotides long. The record is from RefSeq and is a predicted model, not a curated record. Lineage: Eukaryota; Metazoa; Chordata; Actinopteri; Perciformes; Gasterosteidae.
UCACUUUGAUGCACUUCUGUUCGCUAUAUUAUAUUCUAUACAACUGCCAUAACCUCAGCACGAUGUCAGUCAGCACUUGGUAAGAAAUGCACGUGGGCACCCAGGGGAGACGUUUAGGGGCCUUUCCCUUUGAACAACAACGUGAGACACGUGAUUCGGUCGGUCGCGCGCGGCGGGUGAAGGUUCACCGGCAUGGCUCCCGCGUAUCAGGUGACAACGUGGGCAAAGCUGCAGCCAGCGAGCCGCCUCGGACUCAAACCCAGCGAACGAUGCGAGGAGGAGCCGCAGGCCGCGGGGCAGCGCUGCGCGCGGAGGAGCCCGGGGACGAGGACUCGGCUGCGGCGGGAUAUUACGACGACGCGCCGGGCGGUGAGGACGGAGUGUUGGGCUUCAGCGAUUCUCUGAAUGGAGAGGUGAAACCUCGUAUACUGUUGAUGGGCAUGAGGAGGAGCGGGAAGUCCUCCAUCCAGAAAGUGGUCUUCCAUAAAAUGUCGCCCAACGAGACCCUGUUCCUGGAGAGCACCAACAAAAUCUGCAGAGAGGACGUGUCCAGCAGCUCCUUUGUCAGCUUCCAGAUCUGGGACUUCCCAGGCCAGAUCGACUUCUUCGACCCCACCUUUGAUUAUGAAAUGAUAUUCAGAGGCACCGGAGCGCUAAUCUUUGUCAUCGACUCACAGGACGACUACGUGGAGGCCCUGAGUAGGCUGCAUCUCACCGUGACCCGGGCCUACAAGGUCAACCCGGAGAUCAACUUCGAGGUGUUCAUCCACAAAGUGGACGGCCUGUCAGACGACAACAAGAUCGAGAAGCAGCGGGACAUUCAGAAACGGGCCAGCGAUGACCUGGCAGAUGCCGCCUUGGAGCACAUACACCUGAGCUUCUACUUAACCAGUAUAUACGAUCACUCCAUAUUUGAGGCUUUCAGUAAAGUGGUCCAGAAGCUGAUUCCACAGCUGCCCACGUUGGAAAACCUGCUCAACAUCUUCAUAUCUAACUCGGGCAUUGAGAAGGCCUUCCUGUUCGACGUGGUCAGUAAGAUUAACAUUGCCACGGACAGCAGCCCAGUGGACAUGCAGACGUACGAGCUGUGUUGUGACAUGAUUGAUGUGGUCAUCGACAUCUCCUGCAUCUACGGCCUGACGGACAGUGAAGCUGGUUUACCCUACGACGAGGAGUCCAUGGCCAUCAUCCACUUGAACAACACCACGGUCAUGUACCUGAAGGAGGUCACCAAGUUCCUUGCGAUCGUCUGCUUUGUCCGUAAGGAAAGCUUUGAGAGAAAAGGUAAACCAGCAUGGAGUGAUGACUUAAGAGGAGCGGAGGAGGGAGCCCCCGUUUGGGGAAGCAAAGGGCCCGUUAUUUUCUUUGCAUAUGCAAUGUUAUGGGACUUACAGGUUGAGUGUUCCUGUGGAAAGAUUGAGCUCUAUUUGAAAAUAGAAAAAUAUCUGUUGUGUACCCUUGUGUAUAUAAGAUGUCAACUACGACUACAUGGGGCAUUUCAGAAAGAAACAUUAUCCAAAUCUUAAAAUUAAACAAAGGUGGUCAUACUCUUCAAACUAGGCCAAAAAGGCACUUCUUACGUGACAAACUUUAGUUAUGUUAUACGACUACUGUAAAAUAAGUCAUAGUUCCAGUAAGGACACAAGUGGCGAUCUCCUUGGUGAAAGUUGUUCAUCCCAUCGUCCUCUCUCCCUCCUGAAGUGGAUUUCCUUGCUCUUUAUCACACGUCAAUUGCUCUGUGUGUAUAGUAAUAACACAGGUGGUUUUUCAUUGGAAGUAGCUGAAAGCCCAGUGCUUUUUUGCAACCGCUGACCAUAAGUCACAGUAGCACAGUAGUAGUUUACAAUGUUUACUAAAGGAGUAAAUUAGGAGAGACGUAGCAUAAUUCCCCCAUUGACUUGUAUAUGAAAAGACGAGUCGCCACCUGAUGGCCAAGUCUUCAGACACUUCUGCACUGAAGUAUCUCCUGAUACAGACUAAAUGGUGAGUUUUUUCAGACACUUCUUAAACAUGUCAACAUUCGAAGGGAUGAGUAUUUGACGUACUACCAGCACUAAAUAUUAGAACAGAUUGGCAAAGCCAAUGGCUGAUUGACAAGAAGGCUACAAAAACGAUAUGAACUUAAAUCAAUUUUUUUUAAUGCUUUUUUUUAUGGUCUCCUGCACAACAGGUUUCCUGACGAACCGACAAAGUGAAGCACCACCCAGUGGGUUUGUGUGAAUUCUCUUCUGCCAUUACACAGAAUGCUUUAUAAUGAUGUAGCGGGCCGGUCAGCUGCUGGGAGCAAUAGGGCGCUCCCUGCCUCUCUCAAGGGUACUCACACACUGGCUGCUGAUGAAAGAAAGGACAGUGUUCACUCCCAGCAUUGUCACACGGGCUGAGGCAUUCUCCCCAGGUCAACCUCUACAGCAGCAAAUACUUACAAUGAGUUAACGGCUUAUAUUGCAAUGGUUUGUUUGUAGCUACUGACUUCCGAGCCACAAAUUCUGCAGCAUAACAACCUAAAGUAGCACUUUUCAAAAGAUGAAUAGCAUCUCCCGUGUCUCACUGUGUGUGAGUGGUGGUGUGAAGCCGCAUCCACUUGUUAUCCUCAUCGACCGCAGCCAGCAGACAUACGGGUGUAUGUCUGCUGGCUGCUGUGUGCUUCAGUAGUUAUCCUUGCUCGGUUACACCUAUCAGCAGUUCGGUUCUCUCAGCUCAUAUAUACAUAUUGAGAAGCCUGGAACAGUCGGUGUCUUACAGUGGGGCACACAGAGCUGUCUGCUCUCCCAGAAUCUUAUGUUGGAAACUCGAGACAAACAGACAUAAUGUUAAAGGUCAAAGUGAGUAUUACAGAGCCACCGGCUCCAAACAGGCAACUGCUUAUACUUUCAUUUACAGUUGUAAGUCAGUAAACAAUAAAAAGCCAACUACGUGUGUGUGUAUAUAUAUAUAUAUAUAUAUAUAUAUAUAUACACACACACACACACACAUACUUCUAUGUCACUAUGCUAUAUACCCUAGCGAGAAAUCUUUUUAACUCAACAUACAAAAUAUAGAAUAAAAACAUUGCUAAUAUAGAAACGCUUCAACCUCAGAAACCAAAAUACAAUACAAUAAAAACAACAACAAAACAAAUGCCCUUGCUAGUCAAACAAUCAACUAUUCUAAUUUGGUCCAAAAAUCCCUUCAAAGUUAGUUAUCUA